AUUUCAUUCACUUUGCCCUCAGCAAUCUGGUUAUGCUUUCGAUGGAUUAGAUAUAAAUGAGUGCCAGACUAUGCCAGAGCUAUGUCGCAAUGGCCGUUGUAUCAACACUUUGGGAUCAUAUCGAUGUAUCUGUAAUAAAGGUUUCAGACCUGAUCAUGGAGGAACCCAUUGUAGAGACGUGAAUGAGUGUGAUUCUCGUCCUAGCCCUUGCGAUAUGGGUUGUGAGAAUACAAUUGGAAGCUACAUCUGUUCAUGCCCACCUGGAUUGACGCUAAGCCAUGACAAUAGGACCUGUGUUGACAUUGACGAAUGUGCAACCGGAGAGCAUAUUUGCUAUCAAAAGUGCACCAACACCCACGGAUCUUAUCAGUGCUCUUGCUUACCUGGCUACAAGCAAGUCGGCGACCACUGUAUUGAUAUUGAUGAGUGCGCCAACCACAGCGCAAUUUGUCCUCCACCAGGGAAUUGCAUCAACACCCUUGGAAGUUAUAGGUGCCUAUGUCCUCUAGGCUACAAACUAGAUUCUAGUGGGACGUACUGUACAGAUAUUGAUGAAUGCUCUGAUGACAAUAAGUGUCAGAAUAGUUGUCAGAACUUAAUGGGAAAAUACAAGUGCGGAUGUGCAGAGGGAUUUAUCCAGCAUGCAUACCUCAAUCAGUGUCUUGAUGAGAACGAGUGUGCUCAAAAUCCUUGUGGAAAUCAAACCCGAUGUAUCAACACUGUGGGUAGCUAUAGGUGUGACUGUCCACCUGGCUUCCAAUUUGAUGAAGGAUCUUUACUCUGUUUACAGCUCAGUAAAAAUUGCCUCGAUAGUCCUUGUGAAUUUGGUUGCAACGCGAUAGGCAGCAGUGGAUUUAGCUGUGGGUGUCCUUCAGGAUAUUAUCGUAUUGGCGAGGGUCAUUGCCUAUUGACCAUUAGCCCAUUUGGUAGCAACAUUCCAAUGUAUCCAAUC
This is a messenger RNA of Bemisia tabaci, 952 nucleotides long. The record is from RefSeq and is a predicted model, not a curated record. Lineage: Eukaryota; Metazoa; Arthropoda; Insecta; Hemiptera; Aleyrodidae.